AUGAGUUGGACUAAAGUUUUCUGUCAAAUUUCUUUUGUUUUAUUUUUUGCGACGCUAAUUUCUGCAUUCCCACAAAAUCAUGAAAUCAAAAGUGAGGAUGAUUUAGUUGCAGAAGGUUCGAGUCAUCAUCAUCAUCACCAUAAAAUUUAUGUUAAGCAACCAGUUAAGAUAAUUCAUAAGCAUCAUUAUAAGAAGGUUCCAGUUUAUAAAAUUGUUAAAGUUCCAGUUAUUAAAGAAGUUAAAGUUCCAUAUGCUGUUAAAGUGCCAAUUAAAAUUCCAUAUCCAGUGAUUGUACAUGAGAAGCAUGAACAUAAAGAAUCAAGCGGAGAGCACGAGCAUCAUGAUGAUGGCCACGUAGAGCAUAAGAUUGAAAUAAUGGAAGGAUUUGGACAUUUUGGAGAACAUGCAUUUCAACAUCAAGAUUUUGGACAUUUUGAGCAUUACAAUUUUGGACAUGAUAGUCACCAGAACUUGAAUUUUGGAGAUUUCCAUAACUUAGGUGCGCAUCAUCAUAUUCAUCAUAUUGGAGCAGGACAUCAUCAGAAUUUUGAAGGAAACCAUUAUGAAGCAGAGCAUGACAAUUCAGAAGGGGGCCAUCAUGAAGCAGAGCAUCACAAUUUAGAAGGUGACCAUCAUGAAGCAGAGCAUCACAAUUUAAAAGGAGGCCAUCAUGAAGCAGAAGAAGCAGAACACCACGAAAUUGGACAACUUCAUCACAAAGAACACGAUGAAGUUCACGAAAAUCAAGAUGAAGGGAUGUAUCAUGAAAUAUCCGAGCAUCACGAAGAAGAAGGGCACCAUAAAUUAGAAGAACAUGAUCUGAGUGGACAUCACGAAUUUGGGGGUCAUCAUGAAUUAGGAGAGCAUAUUGAAUUGCAAGAACAGCACGAUAUAGGAGCACAUCAUGAAUCAGGGGGGCAUCAUGAAGUUACAAAGCAUCAACAUAAAGAACAUGAGCAUAACAAACAUUAA
Chironomus riparius is the source of this 972-nucleotide messenger RNA. The record is from the annotation of a GenBank genome assembly. Lineage: Eukaryota; Metazoa; Arthropoda; Insecta; Diptera; Chironomidae.